Molecule: messenger RNA, 1914 nt
Organism: Naegleria fowleri
Lineage: Eukaryota; Heterolobosea; Eutetramitea; Acrasida; Naegleriidae
Exons: 6
Coding region: 1-1914 (637 amino acids)
Molecular function (GO): CoA-ligase activity
Source: RefSeq, a predicted model, not a curated record
AUGUCCACCUCCAAACUGACACCACCGUCAUCAUCCUCCUCUUCCACUGUUGGGACAGACUCUUCUUCCAUUCCUUCUUUUAAAGAUGAAAGUUUCAGACAAGCAACCGUUCGUGAAUAUGAAAGAGUUAAAUUGAUGAGAUUGUUUGAUUUGGUGGACUACCAUGCUGGCUCGGGCAAGGGGUCAAAAUUUGUGCUCCGAGAGUUUAAUACGAAUGAAGAUGUAACUUGGAAACAAUUACAACAAUCUUCUGUUGCUUUUAGUGCCAAAUUAUUGGAAUGUGGAGUUCAGAAAGGAGAUAUCAUUGCCACUUCAUUGCCCUUUCUGAAAGAACAUAUCUAUUUAAUCUUUGCUUGCAUGAGACUUGGAGCUGUCAUUGCUCCCCUUGAUCUUAGAUUGAAGGAACAUGAAAUUGCAAAAUGUUUUGAGGCUAUCAAACCCAAAAUGUAUUUCUUUUUGGGAAAUAUUCCAGUGUCAGACUUUCGUCCAAUGGUUAAAAAUUUAAUGAAACAAUUUAAAAAGGAUGAAGAUGACACUACUGACAAUUCACAGAGAUGUGUCACUCAUUGGAUCCAAUUUCAAAAGGAAAGUGAUCAAAUUAUUGAUGGAGCUAUUGGAAUUUUAGAUUUUGUUGCCAAUGUUAAAAAAUUAUAUAUUAUGAACAUGUUGAAAUCAGUGUUCGGAUAUGGUGUUUCAUGGUAUGAACAAAACGUUUCACCAAAGGAUCCUUGUGUUAUUAUUUUCACAACUGGAAGUACCGGCAACCCAAAGGCUGCAAAACUCUCACAUGAGAACAUUCUCAUUCAAAACAUUGGUAUCAAGCGAGCAUUCUUUGAUACCUGGGCUGAUCCUGAUCGUGAAGACCUGAUCAUGAUGUGUAAUCUUCCACCUUCCCAUGUUGGAUGUUUCACUGAACAAUUCUUUACAACUAUUUACUUUGGAGGUGUUUGUGUCAUUUUGCACAUUUUCGAUGCUGAAAAGAGUUUGCAAGCAAUCGAAAAGUACAAAGUUAAUGCAUUAGGACAAAUUCCUGCUCUUUUCCAAUUGCAAUGGCGUCUUCCAAACUACUCAAAAUACGACUUGAGUAGCUUAAAGCUCGCAAUCUAUGGUGGCCAGGCUGUCACUUCUCAAUUUUUAGAAAAGAUGCAAACAAUGGCUCCCUAUAUUUCAUCUGGGCUUGGUCUUACAGAGACCGCUGGAUUCUGUACUUACACAAGGAUAGGGGCAAGCGUUCAAGACAUCAUGGCCAGCAUUGGAUAUGAUUCUCCUCUUUGUCCAAUUUCCAUUCGAGAGCCACCAAAACAGGUGAACGGAAUUUGGGUGGCAGGUGAUGAAAAACCAGCAUCUCAAGUUGGAGAAGUUUGUUUUUCAGGACCUCAAGUCUUUGUUGGUUAUCAUGGAGCUGACUCUAACAAGGAAAUUGAGGAGAUUAUGAAGCAAACAGUAAUGCCAAAAUCGAUUGAACUGAAAGACAGCAAAAAUCCCUUUGACUUUGUUUUAUAUACUGGAGAUGUAGGAUCCUACGAUGAAUUAGGACUACAUUUUGCCUCAAGAAGAAAAUUCAUCAUCAAACCUAAGGGUUAUCAAGUAUUCCCGUCUGAGGUUGAAGAAUUUAUUGAAUCUUCUUUUAAGGAUCAAAUUCUCAGGGUUGGAGUUGUUGGAGUGGAGCAUGAAAUAUUUUCUGAAGGAAUUGUUGCCUUUGUUGAGUUGAAACCAGAAGUAACGUUGACAGCCAAAGAAAUUUUGAGUGCUUGUCAUGAAAUGGCUGCUUACAAGAGACCUUCACAUAUUGUAUUUCUUAAAGAACCAAUGCCAUUGAAUCGUGUUGCAAAGAUUGAUUACAUUCAACUCAAGACAAUGGCAGAACAAGAAGUCAAGACAUUGCGAGACCAAGGAAAAUGGGACAGACAAUAA